Suillus subalutaceus is the source of this 958-nucleotide messenger RNA. RefSeq lists its product as uncharacterized. The transcript has a single exon. NCBI's taxonomy places the organism in Eukaryota, Fungi, Basidiomycota, Agaricomycetes, Boletales, Suillaceae. Bases 32 to 922 code for a protein of 296 amino acids. The record is from RefSeq and is a predicted model, not a curated record.
GAAAAAAGGGCUUUCAAGUCAGUCUCCAGUAAUGCAUACUAUGGCAGCAGAAAUCUACCAAGGCACCCUUUAUCAUAAUGGUACCGGUAAUCAGAAUGAAGACUUGCGAACCAAGAAACAUGCAACCUCCUCGUUUUCCGGUGUCAUCGGAGGAAUUUCUCCUAGUCGUGUAUCCGAGGGUGGCGUUCUUCGUACACCAACUUCGCUCCGCAGUUUCGUCCAGCCUUUAGAUCGGGAUUUGAGACGUUGCAACAGCGUCACGCCUGUUGUAGCCGAGAUAUGGAGCCCAGCUUUGGUAUCGAGCAGCCCUUUUCCACUCCGAAGGCUCUCAUUGCGUAUCACUUCCAUCACAAACGGCUCGGUUCUGAGCUUAAGCCCAGUGAACCCUCGUUUAGCCAAUAUGCCUCGUUCAACUGGUCCUCGUCUUCGCAUCUCUUCGUCAGCGAGAUUCAUGCAAGUGAACACAUCUGAGUCGGUUCACAGCUUCAGUGCAUCUCCGUUCGCAGUCCGACGUGGGUUCUCAGGAGCAUCUGUGAAGAUACCUCACCCCUCGAUCCGUCUGGAAUCCCCUUGGAGCCCCUCAGACAAGACGCUACCUUAUGAUGUGUGGAUGAAUUCAGAAGGCGUCCUAGCCAACGUUCAAGGCCCUGUCUCCGUCUCACUCAAUGCUACGAAAUCUUCCCAAGAUGAAGUUGUAGUCCUCCAACAUGGACCUUACACGACGCUUCCAUGUGCUCCUUCUUCUCGGUUCUCGGACGACGAAGACGACUUUAUAUCCAUGUAUUCGAAUAUCUUCGACCUUCCGGAAGAAGAGAAAUAUGAAGAAGAAGGAUCCAGCAAGGCACAUCUCAAGGUGACUCCUUCGAUGUCAAUGGUGCAGACAAGGGCUCUCCUCCCGGCGGAGCCGCAGCUGUUUUGGUGACGACAACUCCUGUCGAUGACUCCGCUGUUAUCAAAC